This is a messenger RNA of Colletotrichum spaethianum, 774 nucleotides long. RefSeq lists its product as uncharacterized. Bases 1 to 774 code for a protein of 257 amino acids. The transcript is spliced from 5 exons. The record is from RefSeq and is a predicted model, not a curated record. NCBI's taxonomy places the organism in Eukaryota, Fungi, Ascomycota, Sordariomycetes, Glomerellales, Glomerellaceae.
AUGCUUCUCAGUAUUGUCGUAUUCGCCCUUCUGAGACCAGUUCUUGGUGUAAAUCGAUAUGUGAUCGACGAGAAAAGCUGCGGCCCGCGAGACUCGGAAACGUACCGGAAUGUUGUUGAUUCCGUCGAGACCGCUCUUCGGUGGGCUGGAGACGCCGCUUUCGAGUUGGGAAAACCCGAAAAUGAACGGCACCCGGCCAUCACGGAGAAGGCAAAGUGGAUUCUCGGCAACGAUCCCGCCUCGAUCAAGAGGACACAAGAUAUCGAUGCCUUCGGACAAGAUUGGAAAGCUAUCAACGACUGGAGCGAUGUGGAUUCAAAGGGUAAAUCCCCUUACAUAUGCGAACUUACGACCUCUGGGAUCCCAGAAGGCAGUACCGCCUAUAAUUUGAUUAAGGGUGGAGAUGAGCCGCAAGCAGUUACGCUAAGCUGGAGGGACUCAAAUACUCGAGGGAACCCAAAUCUCGCUACCAAGCUAAGGGGACUCCCAUCUACGAUCACAAUCAACCCGAAGUACCUUAAAAAGAUCCGAGAGGCCGGCUGGAAAAGAUUCAACAAGGAACGUAUCCAAAAAGCGAUGAGCCCAGAUCUAGUUAAGAAGGUCGACCAGGGUAUAGAGAACUUCGCCAACAAAUUCCUCAAUGUUUUCGGGGCAAGUACCGAGUUCCAGUCAGACGUCGAUAUCCUCGCGACGCUCGAGGUUACUUUUCUACACGAGGUCUUGGAUAACUUGCUCCAUUGGUUCCCUGAGGCUGACGCGGAAUCUUACGUCUAG